This is a messenger RNA of Drosophila obscura, 4597 nucleotides long. RefSeq names its product protein xmas-2 (gene xmas). The record is from RefSeq and is a predicted model, not a curated record. NCBI's taxonomy places the organism in Eukaryota, Metazoa, Arthropoda, Insecta, Diptera, Drosophilidae. Gene Ontology annotation, molecular function: nucleic acid binding. The transcript has 4 exons. Bases 187 to 4404 code for a protein of 1405 amino acids. Gene Ontology annotation, biological process: mRNA export from nucleus. Gene Ontology annotation, cellular component: transcription export complex 2; nucleus; cytoplasm.
UAUGCGAUAGUCUGACGGAUGAGCAAAUUUUGAAAGCUGUUUCUUGGGGUUUUAUUUUAUAAUAAUAUCCGGCUGGAAAAGGUUCCACAGAGGCUGAUGAAUUAAUUUGCGCGCUUAUUAAACUGCCAUCGCUAAUGCCGGUGUUUUGUUUGUGAUUGUAAAAAAUUAAAAAGCGAAAGAAAUCCAAUGGAAGGCGCCUUAAACUAUAAAAGUAUACUAUGCACCGAUAUACCCGAAUUGUUCCUGGACAAAUUCGUGGCCCGCACACAUUUCGGGCGCUUCGGAAACUUGGUAAAUUUUGUGCUCCGGCCGAGUCGCAUGACCUGCACCGUCAGCUACGCCACCGAGGAUGAGGCAGAGCUGGCACUGCACGAGGGCAACGUCUACAACGGCCACGAGUUCCACAUGACCUAUGCCGAGAACGAGACGGCCCCGGCCCAAAAGACAGAGCAGUGGGUGGAUCCCGAAGUGCAGGCCGAACUGAAUGCCCUAAGCGGCGGCUGGCCAAACGAGUACCAGCCGUCCAAGUCCAACAAAUUGGCUGCCGAGCAUUCUGGCAACAGAUCCCAGCCAUCCCAGUCCCAGGCCCAGGCCCACAGCGAACGUAGAGAGCGACCGCCGCUGCCGCCGCCCGCACACUCCAAGGCCUACGCACAGGAGCUGGAGGCUGUGAUGUGUCGGCCGGCGCACACUAGCGAGGAAAAGUAUCGGGUGCUCGAUGCACGGGACAAACUGCUGCGCCUGAACCAGCAGCUAAACCGUCAGCUGGAUCUGCAGUGGUCGGGCAGCACGCAGGGCUACUGCCCGGACAUGUGCCCUGAGAAGGAGCGCUUGCUGCGCGAAUUUCAGCGCCAGGUGUCCGUGUUUGAGAUGCAGCCCGACUCUCUGUCGCGUCAGCCCGGUGGCCUCAUCUGCCAUGAGCUGGCCCUCAAGCAAUAUUCCCGCAGCAGUGCCGACCAGGAGACGCCGCUGCCGCACGAACUGCGCGGCGAGUCCGCGCUGCACAUGACCAUGAGCUACCUCAUGCACGAGAUCAUGGACAUCAACCGGGAGCCGCUGGGCGAUUGGUUCCACUUUGUGUGGGACCGCACACGCUCCAUUCGCAAGGAGAUCACGCAGCAGGAGCUCUGCUCCCUGGGCGCCGUCAAGCUGGUGGAGCAGUGUGCCCGCUUCCACAUCCACUGUGCCGGUCGUCUGGUGGCCGAGGAUCCGAGCGUCUUCGACAGCAAAAUCAAUGCGGACAAUCUCACCAAGUGCCUGCAGACGCUCAAGUACAUGUACCACGACCUGCGGCUGAAGGGGGUGCAGUGCCCCAGGGAGGCCGAGUUUCGGGGCUACAUUGUCCUGCUGAAUCUGGCGGAUGCCAACUUCCUGUGGGACGUGGGCCAGCUGCCCGCCGAGCUGCAGACCUGCCCGGAAAUUCGGCAGGCCAUCCAGUUCUAUCUGUCGCUGCAGGACACCAAUUUUGUGCGCUUCUUCCAGCUGCUAAAGCAUCCGGAGACCAGCUAUCUGAGCGCCUGCAUUCUCGUGCGGUAUUUCACCCGCCUGCGCGUCCUUGCCCUGCACCGCCUCAUCCAGGGCUAUCGGGCGCCGCGCAAGAACGAGGUCUCCUCGCUGCCCCUCGCCUAUGUGACUCAGAUGCUGGCCUGUGAGAGCCAGCAGGAGGCCGCCCACUUUGUCCAGCAUUAUGGUCUGGAGAUCAACCAGGACAGUCGCGUUGUCCUCACCAGAAUGGACAAUCCAGAGGUGGAAUACAAGCUCGAGCGACAGCUGGAGCUGGUGGAGUCGAAGCGAUAUCAGAGCGUGGGCGAAUGCAUCUGCGGCGAGCCACUGCCGCCAAAGAGCCUCUACAGGAGUCAUCGUCCGCACGACAGCUUCAAUGCUCACCAAAUGCUAAAGAGGAGCGCCUGGUCGGCCAAGGAUCAGAUGCCCAACCAGGAGCCCGAGGAGGAAUCCCUGCCACCUCAGAGGGACAGCAACUUGUUUAAGGUGCCCAUGCAGCCGGCGGCGGCUUCAGCGGGAGGCUUCAGCUUUUCACUGCCCAAAUCGAGGGCGCAGGAAAUGCAGGAGAUGCAGGAGGCAGCGGCUGUGGCACAGGCAGAACAACAGCGCCAACAGCACGCCCAGAGGGCUCAGGAGGAGGCCAGGAUGAUGGCUCUGCAGCAGGCUAUAGCUGCGGCCAAGCAGCGUGAGGCCGAACUGAUGGCCCUCCAGGCAGCCAAGGCUGCGGAAGCGGAGCGCGUGCGCCAGCAGCGGGAGCAAGAGCAGGAGGCGGAGCUGCUGCGUCGCCGGCACGAGCAGGAGGCGGAGCAGCAGCGAAGGCAGCAGCAGGCGCAGCAAAUGCAAGAGACGCUCUACCAGCAGGACAGGCAGCGUCGGGAGCAGCAACACUUGGAGCUGCAGCAGCGCAAGAGCCGACUGGAGAUCCAGUCGCACCGCCUGUACGAGCAACUGUUCGAGGAGACGCUGCACAGUGUCUGCGCCGGGCAGCUGAUGCUGGAGCAGCGGGCCCACCGAUACUUUGAUCAGACUGUGGACAGCAUCACCGGUGCGCUGGUGGAGCGCGAGCUCCAGAAGUCCAUCUACGAGAUGAGUCUGAUGCGCAUCUACUGGCGCCGAUGGCGCGACUUCCGUCGCGUGCAGCAGCAGAAGGACACGCUGUUCAACCAGCUGCCGCUCAGCUUUGGGGCCGAGAAUCCCGAGCGACUGGUGAACGAGCGAUGCGUGGAGGACUCGCUGCGUCUCAUGCGUCGCUAUCGGCAGGGGGAGGCCUGCAACUACAACCAGCUGCUGACCGGCAUGGGGGAUCGCGGCGGCUCGCUGAAGCUGGAUCUCUGGAAGGUGCUGGGCCAGUAUCUGCCGCAGGAACUGCCGGAUGCGCGACGCUACUACAAGCUGCUGCUCUCCCUACCCGAGGGCGAGGACGGACUGAAGUUUGAAUACAACCUGGACCGAGGACUCCUGCAGCGACAGCCGCUGCAGCUGACAGCAGACGAACCGAACGCAGGGCCGGAGUCAGGCGGCUAUAUACGUGGCGUGGGCCAUGGCGUGGCGCUCAGUGUGCUGAAGACACGAGCUGGCCAGGAUCCCUCAAGCUGGGCCCAAGCCGAUGGCAUCGUUUGCUUUGCCAGCUUCUCCAACCUGCAGGAGAUCCCCCCUCGUCUCAGGUCCCUCAUCCAGGAGAGUCGUUGCGCCCUUGCGGCCCUGGUCCUGCAGUAUCCGAAGCACGCGACGGCGCCAAUCGAGGAGGAGCUGGCGCAGUGGCUGCAGCUCGAUCAGCUGGGGCUGCAAUCCUGGCGGAUCUUCUGCCUGCGUGCAGAAUCUGCGUCGCAGCGCACUCAGCUGAUGUCGGUGCUGCAGUCGGCGCUCAAGUUCCUGGCCCAGCAGCCGCAACGCACCCGCGACGGUCUGCUCCGCCAGGCAGAGAUGCGCGGAUUCCUUGUCAACAACCUGGGCCCGGAGCUGUUCCGGCGCCUCAGACAUGCGGCAUUCGCGGACCAGACCAUACGAUGCAAGAGCCGUGAGUCGCCGCAGUUCUGCGUCGAAUUGUACAAUGAGGCAGUGCGUCGGCUGCAGGUGGUGGCCGGCGAGGAUUUGCAGCAUUGUAUUCAGUUUCCCCAGGAUCUGCGUCCGUUCGUCGAGCGCUUGUCUGAUCUGGAGCUACUGCCAACUAGCCGUCUGGAGUACUUUGAGCCCGGAUGGGAGCAACCGGAGCAGCGCUGCCGCAUUGUCCAGCUGCUGGAGCUGGCCAAGCUGCCUCCGAUGCAGUCGAUGCCCGCGGUGCCGUCGCGCAUCGAUCAGCACGAGGACUACUGCCAGUGGCUGCUGGAAUAUGUCCAGCUCAGCCAGCAGGAGGAUCUGGUGGAGUCCAUCUGCCUGCAUGCCAUUGGCUGCCUCGAAAGGGAGCCGGACUUCCUCGGCCUAACGCAGCUGUUGGCCAUGGAGCGGCUGCAGUUUGUGCUGCGCCGCGAGCCGCAACUGCCCAAGGCCAUUGUCAUCAGGGACCACACCAUGAAGCACUGCUUCCAGUCGUCGUGGUACUACGAUUUUCAGCAGCCCGAGCCGGGCUCACCCGAACCACCUGUCGCGGCGCCGGAGCCCGCACCGCCCAAGGAGGUGCUCGACUUCGAUGAGAUUGUCAGCAAUGCAGAGCGCGUCCUGUCCAAUUGUGCCAAACGGACUGAGCAGCGCCGCCGCCUGAGGGAGCUCAAUGCGGCACGCAGCCUGGAAACCUGCAGCAGCAGCCGCAGCCACAGCCUGGAAGCCUGCAGCAGCAGCAGCCGCAGCCGCAGCCACAGCAGCGACACCAGCUAUACCAGCGAAUCAUCGGAGCAUCCACAACAGAAGUACAACGAUGCUGAGAAUUGUCCCAAGCGCCAGCGACGCCAGCUAGAUUUAAUUUAAGUUCCUCGAAUGUACGAGUGCCGCCUGUAUGUCGAGUUCUGUGUAGUCUGUCCACCGAUCCCCAUCCCAAUUGUACUUCUUUUUAUGGGUUUUACAUGGCUGACAGUUUCACCAAAAAGGAGGAACCUUUUUUUCUAUUUUGUUCGUAGCUAGUAAACAAUUAAUAAUUAGUUAAUAAACAAAUUUAAGAGCA